UCUUCAAGAACGCCCCAGGAAUAGCAUCAGAUCCUCUGCUCCUCAUUAAGUACUGAAACAACAAACAAUAAUUAAUGUGUGUGUGUCACUAAUUCCAAUCAUCCCAUCUUCCUUCUUCCUUCCUCAUCUCUCUAGGAAACAUCAAAACAAGUCUCUUUUUUUUUUACUCCUCUUCUCUGGUUCUCAUUUUCAUCAAAAAAUGGGGUUAUCAUCAAGUAAACCACAAAGAUAUGAUCAAAACCCAUCUCCAUCUCUACUCCUUUCUUCUUCUUCCUCUUCAUACCCAAACCCCCCUAAUUCACUCCCUUCAACUUCCUCUUCCUCUUCCUCUUCCUCUUCCUCCUCCUCUUAUUCUUAUUCUUUUCCUCCACCAUCACAACCACCACCACCAAAUUGUUACAGCUCUUACCCUCCUCAAACCCCUCCUCCUCCUCCAUAUAAUAAUUCACCACCCCCAUAUCAAAAUCCCCCACAACUAAAUCACUACCCUAUGUAUCCUCCUCCACCUCCAUAUUAUCAGCAAAAUCUAUAUUCUUAUAAUCAAACUAAUACUAAUCAGUGGCAACAACCUUGGAUUAGACCUCAUUGGAUGAUGCCCCAACAACCUAUACAACAAGUACUACCAUUAGUACCGUAUCAAGAAGCUAAGAAAAUUAGGAAUGAUGUGAAUGUUCAUAAAGAUACUAUCAAGAUUCAGAUUGAUGACCAUAACCCUGAUUAUCAUUUGGUCUCUUUCACUUUUGAUGCCCUUGUUGAUGGAAGCAUCACCAUUUUUUACUUCGCCAAGGAAGGUGCCAACUGUCAAUACUCUCCAUUGUAUCCCGAUGCUUGUAUGCCUGUUAGAGUCCUGUUUCAGAAAGGUGUAGGUCAGAAAUUUCAUCAGCCUUCAGGAACCGGUAUCGACUUAGGUUUCUUCGAUUUGGAAGAUCUAUCAAGACCGUCUCCAGGUGACCAGGUGUUCCCGCUUGUAAUAUAUGCCGAAGCAUGCCAACCACCUUUGCCUAUGAUUGAAGAUUCUGACCAUCCGCUACCCAGUACUUCUCGUGCACAAAUUUCUGAAGCUGUCCUUGAGAAGAACAACCAAGGUGCCUUCCAGGUUAAAGUAGUCAAGCAAAUAUUGUGGAUUGACGGGGAGCGCUAUGAGUUGCGUGAGAUCUAUGGGAUUGGCAAUUCGACAGAACCGGACCUCGAUGAUAAUGAUUCAGGGAAAGAAUGUGUAAUUUGCAUGACUGAGCCAAAGGACACAGCUGUCCUUCCUUGUAGACAUAUGUGUAUGUGCAAUGAGUGUGCAAACGAGCUGAGGCGCCAAACGAACAAGUGUCCCAUAUGUCGUCAACCCAUCGAGGAACUUCUUGAGAUAAAGGUGAGCAAACGUGAACAAUGAGAUUCAGGACUGCCAAGGUUUUUUCACAUUCUUUUUUUCUUUCUUUCCAUGCUUGUUAUAUAUACACAUGUCUGUUCUCCAAAGAGUUAUAUUGUUAUAAUUACCCUCGAGAAAAACAUCUCAAUAGAAUUAUUAUGAUAUUUCUUACCAGCACUGCUAUUAAACACAACAAGUGUAUCUCAAUUUCCAGUGUUUUGUUGAAGGAAUUUCGAUUGUAUAUACCAACAAAAUUAGGGUGGACACUGAAAAUAACUUUUAUUUUGUUUGAAUAUUCAUCUUCUAUGUUAGUGAG
Molecule: messenger RNA, 1676 nt
Organism: Papaver somniferum (opium poppy)
Lineage: Eukaryota; Viridiplantae; Streptophyta; Magnoliopsida; Ranunculales; Papaveraceae
Product: probable E3 ubiquitin-protein ligase LUL4
Exons: 3
Coding region: 200-1384 (394 amino acids)
Biological process (GO): protein ubiquitination
Molecular function (GO): ubiquitin protein ligase activity
Source: RefSeq, a predicted model, not a curated record